AUUUUACACUUGUUACAUUGGUGCUUUCAUUGUCACCAUGGCAGAGCAUAGAUUGAUGAGUGAUGCUCAAUUUAAAGAAAGGGUAGAACGCCGCAAUAAGCGAUUAGAUCGAAUUGAUUUCUUAUUGGAAGCGUUACUCCAAAAGCAAAAUGGUUCGAAGAGCUCUUUCCGUGGUGCGAUGAACUCGUCUCAGGAGACCCUACGACAACCAUUCCGUUCUAAUCACAUAUUCCAUGUUGCUGAAUCAUCAAGAAAAUUUAAACAGAGCAUGGCAGAAUUGUCACGAGAAAAUCCAAUUGCAAAACCGUCGACGCCAUAUUUGGACAGCUUGGUUGCAAAUUUGCCUAUAAUUGCUGCCAAUAUCGACAAAUCAUCUACUGCUAAUGCGCAGAGGAAUAAAGAAAUCCCACGAGCAGAUGAGUUUAUGGUUCAAAGUGAACCAAAAUCCAUGGUGAAUACAAUCGGUGAUUGCAUCGGGAAAAUCGUAGAAUCGCCGUUGAACAAAGCUCUUCCAGUUACGACAAUCUUUUCCUCUUCCCAGGACUUGAUUUCCACGCAUUUCUUCCCUAAUGAAGACUCUGCAAUAUCUGACUCAGAGCAUACCGAUGCCAUCAACAAGGAUGUUAUGAGAAAUCAAGGUUUGUCUCUACACUCUGAAAUUCCUCAUGCGUUGCAUUUUAUGAGUAUAGGGAAUAAACAAGCUAGUAGUCUGGAACCUAAGUUUCAAUUGCACUGUGAUAAAAUUUUGGUGGAGCACACAGUGGUGCCAUUGACUGCCUCAAUUCAAACAUGCCUAUCUUAUGUUCGACAAAAUGUCCCAACACAUUCACCGCCACCAAAACCACCAGAUUGUGCAUUAUUGAACCCUCUACUAUCACUUGAAUUGCCUAAAGGUGUACCAGUUGAGAACCACUUAAUGUCACCACCACCGCUGAAACCACCGGAUCACAAUUUUCAAUUGAAGCAAGGAGAAUUUCAAGUGACGCGGAUACCCGCAGUGCCCCCGCUGCCUCCUGAACCUCCAGAUUUGUGUUUUGGUGGAGUUUCCAUUUUGAGGCCUUAUUGCACAUCACCUUAUCAUGCUUAUCAUAUUCUUAGGCGUGAGAAUAUUUUCGAGCAAUUUCAUGCAUAUAAUUACUCGAACAUAAUUUUACAGUUGAAUUCAGCUUUUACACAAACUUUGGUAGAAUUAUUUCCUACAUUCCUAGCUCCACGGAUAGUUACACCUUGGACCCAUCUAAUUGAAUCUGCAACUUUAGUUUUUACAACAUCUACAAAGCACCGAACUGUUGGCAGCAAAUGGAACAGUUUACUUGAGUUUAGUCAUUACAUGCAUUGUUAUAUUCACAAAUUUGAUAGCAAUCUUUCAUCAGAACCAUCACCGACUGCAAUUGUUGUUCCCAAUAAUAGUGCAAACCUUGCUAUCUUGAUUGAAAAAUGGCUGCACAAAAUGAAGUGGUGUACCUCAUUAUGUGGCAACACAAUCCAAUUAAUUGAGAAUCUUCAAGCUACUUUAAAUGCAGAUGUGUUGUUACAUAAUUGUGGGGUCUGUGACAUGUCUAAGAUGAUUUUAGAUUGUUCUAAUUAUCUAAUUGUGGGGUAUAUCAAAACUGGUGUAUUAGAGAGAAAAGUAUUGCUAUCUUUUGAGCUUGUUCCUAAAUGUUGGAUGGUUGUGAUGAUACAAGUAGAUUAUGGAGAUUUUGAUUUUAUGAGAUUGAAUGGUGGUUGUGCCUACUGUGUUUUGAAGUUGAAGAAAAGAGACAUCACCUCCUAUUCAAGUUCAAAUGUGCUUAGUCAAUUUAAUUUGAUUCACUAUUACUUAUGGACUACUCAUCUUUCUAUUUGGUUGUCUAAAUUCAAUAUUCAAGGGAACAUUGGUGAUAGUUAUGGUCUUUGUGUGCUGGUGGAACAUGUUUUAUUUUAUCACUUGUGUGCAAACUUUGAAGGCCUCAAUGGUGAAAACAAGUGUGAAAAUGAAGGUUGUAUUUUAGAUAUUGUUGUAACACAUGUGGAGUAUUUUUUUAUGAGCCACAAGAAGUUCCACAAGCUGUUUGGAUUUUGGUUAUGGCUGCUAGGUGAUAAUCUUAUUUUUCUUACUACGCUGUCUAAGAAAUGGGAACCGGGUGGUGAUGGUUAUUACUUCCAUGCCGAGGAUUCUUUGCAAUUCAAGCAAUGGGAUCCGGGUAAAAUUUGUGUUGUGAUCAAUUUUUACAACCUUGAGGACAAGGUUGGUUUUAAAGGGGAAGGUAUUGUAAUGAACCCACCAAUUUGGAUAGGCCCAAAUAAGAGUUAGUCAACUUCAGCCCAAGAAAUGAGACUAUGUGAAGGAAUGAGUUACUAUUAAUACUGUAAUAGGGUUAUUUUGUGAGUUAUGUGAAUUGUGAAGUUUGUUAUUCUCUCCCUCUAAACUCUCUAUGUUCACAUCUUGUAUCCUUCCACUCACUAGAGUUGGAUUUAAUUUCCAGAAAAUUCAAUACAA
This is a messenger RNA of Trifolium pratense (red clover), 2479 nucleotides long. RefSeq lists its product as uncharacterized. The record is from RefSeq and is a predicted model, not a curated record. The transcript has 3 exons. Lineage: Eukaryota; Viridiplantae; Streptophyta; Magnoliopsida; Fabales; Fabaceae. The coding region runs from base 38 to 2293 and encodes 751 amino acids.